AUGGCAGAAAAAAAGGAGCAACUCACACAAAUGCUCAACACAUCGACAAAAACGUUUCAAAAAGUGUUGAUGGAGUCGACACAUGCUAUCAAAAUCGUAAGAAAUUUUUAUCUAUUUUCUGGAAAUCUCGAUAUUCAAAUUUCCAGGCGCGCCACACCGGAAUGAAGAUAGAAAAUCACGAAAUGGACGCAAUAAUGGCUCAAAUGUCGGAAAAGGCGGUGAAAAAGGUGCAGAAACGGUUGAAUGUGCUCGUGGACGAAAAUAGAAUCUGCGAACGGUUCGAGGAGUUGGAGCAGUUGCGAAAAGAGUCCGAAGAGCUGAAUCGGAAGCUCGGAAAGCCCGUCGGAUACCAUUUUAUCAAGGUAAGCAAGUUUAUUAUAAAUUUGGUCACAUUUUCUAUUCUUUAAUCGUAUAUUUGAAACUUUUGCAGCCCUCCCGAGACGUCGGCCUACACAUUUCUGAAACGAGCGAACGAAUUCUGAGUGCGGCGGACGCGGAAAUUCAAAAACUGAAGGCGGAGCUCGAGGCGGAGGAAAAAGAGCUUGAAUCGCGGAACGCCGUCUUCUCCGAACUCGUCGCCGUCGUCGAAUCGCAGCAGAAAACUCUCUGGCAAUAA
Caenorhabditis sp. 36 PRJEB53466 is the source of this 616-nucleotide messenger RNA. The record is from the annotation of a GenBank genome assembly. Lineage: Eukaryota; Metazoa; Nematoda; Chromadorea; Rhabditida; Rhabditidae.